This is a messenger RNA of Eleginops maclovinus (Patagonian blennie), 1768 nucleotides long. It is a transcript of the gene adprm, whose product is annotated as ADP-ribose/CDP-alcohol diphosphatase, manganese-dependent. Gene Ontology annotation, molecular function: manganese ion binding; 2',3'-cyclic-nucleotide 2'-phosphodiesterase activity; ADP-ribose diphosphatase activity. NCBI's taxonomy places the organism in Eukaryota, Metazoa, Chordata, Actinopteri, Perciformes, Eleginopidae. The coding region runs from base 69 to 1106 and encodes 345 amino acids. The transcript is spliced from 3 exons. The record is from RefSeq and is a predicted model, not a curated record.
AAGAAGGAGAAAAAGUUCCUGCUACGUCAUCACGUAGGACGAACCAGGACCUAUAUGUGUCUGCAUUAAUGCGGAGUAGAAGGGUACCUUUACCCGUGCUGUCUGCUAUGUCGGCACUCAUACCGACCGUGGAAGGCUGUCCUCCUCUCACUCCGCUGUUCACAUUCGGAGUGAUAGCAGACAUUCAGUACGCGGAUCUAGAGGACGGGUUCAACUACAGCCGGACGCGGAGGCGUUUCUACCGGAGCAGCCUACAGCUGCUGAAGAACGCCCAGAGGAGCUGGGCAGAGUCCGCUGUCAGACCCGACUUUAUCCUCCAGCUGGGAGACAUUAUCGACGGCUUCAACAAGGGCCCCGGUGCGUCUGAGCGGGCCCUGGACACCGUGCUGAGGGAGUUCUCCGGGCCCGCGGAGGUACACCAUGUGUGGGGAAACCACGAGUUCUAUAACUUCAGCAGGAGCGCGCUGCUGCGUUCACGGCUCGACAGCAGCGCGCUGCACAGGGACCGGGGCCUGAGUGGGGACAUCUACGCCUACAGCUUCAGCCCGGCCCCAGGGUUCACGUUUGUCGUGCUGGACGCCUAUGAUGUGAGCUUACUGGGCAGGGAGCCGUCUAGUGAGCAGUACGGGCACGCUAUGGAUCUAAUCAAACUCUACAACAACAACGACGACCUGAACUGCCCUCCAGUGUUGGAGGGGCUGCAGCGGAGGUUCACCAUGUUCAACGGGGGCUUCAGUCAGGAGCAGCUGGACUGGCUGCAUGCUCUUUUGACCGUGGCCGAUGACAAAAGAGAAAGAGUUACAAUUGCAAGUCACGUCCCUGUGCACCCCUGCUCCACGGACCCAGUCUGCCUGGCCUGGAACUACGACGAGCUGCUGGCCAUCAUCCGGGCCCACAGCAGCGUGGUGUGCUACAUGGCCGGACACAGCCACGACGGGGGUUACUGUCAGGAUAAAGACACGGGCGUACACCACGUGACAAUAGACGGGGUGAUCGAGACUCCGCCUGACAGCGACGCCUUCAGCACCGUCUCUGUGUAUGCAGACAGGAUGGUGCUGAAAGGGGAGGGGAGGGUUGAGGAUCGAGUAUUUCUGUUCCCAUCAUAAGGAUACAGGUCACACCUCACUGAGGCUGUCAGGAUGUAAUGACAGGGAUUUGUGGACUGGGACAUUUCCAGGGUGUUUAUUAUUCUCUGGGAAUUAUACACAGUUCACUUUUACAAGAAAGACAAUCUCCCGUCUUGUAGUGUUAGGCUUUCCAAGAUUUUCUCAGAGGAAUAAACCUUAACACACUUCAGUCGUGGGAGGGCUGUUACCUACCAUUGGUUUAGUUUUGGUAAAGGCUUUAAAAUGUUAAGUACUGAGCUUUUACAAAGACAGUGUUAACAUGCAGUGUCAUGUCCACUAAACUCAGCAGGGGGAACACCAAUAUUUAUUUAUUAAAUAGUUUUGGUUAUUUAUGAGUGUAUAUCUUAUACACAAGUUUGGGUUUAUUUGGAGAUUAAAUCUUAUUGUUUUUAUAGUUAUACAGAAUUUAGGCAGAAAUUAUUAUUGGUAGCAUAUGCUACCUACUACAUUUUGCACAUAUAGAAAUCUCUGAUUUUAUUAUAGUUAUUUGAUGGGCAUUGUUGUGAAAAUUAGCAUUGUUAAUUUGUUAGUUGAACCCCUUCUUUGACUUUGCAGGUUCUGCUCGCACAUGUGAUGAUAAAUCAUUUGUUAGUAAUUGCAAAUUGCUUUUUUUCUGGAAUAAAAUAAAUGCAAACAUAAAA